Messenger RNA from Phyllotreta striolata, 2029 nucleotides. NCBI's taxonomy places the organism in Eukaryota, Metazoa, Arthropoda, Insecta, Coleoptera, Chrysomelidae. The record is from the annotation of a GenBank genome assembly.
AUGAGUGAUUCGGCUAAUAAACUAAUUGUUAUUGCAAGAUUUUCAAUAAACUACGUAGUUAGAUUUAUAACAGCUUCUUUGUUUCUUUAUUGUUGCUGGAUUCCGUUUCAAUAUUUAACCGGCUGGUUUUCCUAUCAUGUAAUCUUAUGUACUUUUGGGUACUUACCCCUUAUGGCUGAAGCCAUUAUGUUAUUCGUGGGUGACGAUAUAUGGAGUAAAAAAUUAGAUCGAAAAUCGAAAUAUAUUGCGCAUGGUAUUAUAAUAACUGUAGCAACAUUGGUGGUAACCGCAGGAAAUAUUCUCGUUUUUAUGUACUUAUCGCCUGGAUACCAUUUGUACACUGCACAUGGAAUUACCGGUCUGAUAUCAAUGAUACUCCUCUACAUAUCUUUAGGUUUCGGUUUAGCCGUUAAUUAUCCGAAACAAGCUGAGAAGUUCCUGCCACUUCGACCUGUAACUAAUAAAUUCAUACAUAACAUCACAGGUUUACUUGCUUACGGAAUAGGAAUAACGAGUCUGUGUUACGGCUACUUCACCAAUUGGUUCGUUUAUUACACCGGUGAAGAAUCCAGAUCUGUCGCUUUAGGUUUAACUAUAGCUGCGUCAAUAUGGCCCUUGAAUGGGGCUUUCAUUUCUCUAUGGGCUCAAUUGAAAACAGUUUUUUAAUACAUGAAUAUAUUUUAUUUUUAUUAUGCUAAUGUAUAUCAUUUUCUUUUGGUGAUAAUGCGUCUGUAAAUUGUAUAAGUUGCUGGUAAUGUUUGUCCAGCAAAAAUUAUUAAAGCUUGUCAGUUCCCUGCUCAAUGAAAAAUAAGUUUAAGGUGUCUAUUAAUUGUUAUCAAUAAAGUCUGGGGAGCAUUAAAUACGGUAAACCAAAAGUUAGUUAUUGCGUCAAUUAACAGUUAUCUGCAAUAACUAUAGGUAAUCAUAUAAUUAAUCCUUAUAUAGGUUUAUAUCUUUAUGGAAUAUUUAUAACAUCGCAUUAUAAAAAGGAGCCUUUAAAGAAAUCGUUCAAUAAGUACCCGUAAAUAAUAAUCUGUUAGUAUUUUUCGGUUAAUUCGGAGCAGUCAUGACAGAAACAAAACCUCUUACGGUGAUAGACAGACUAUUUCGUAUCUACAACACUCUUUUACACGUUAUUAUCGGAUUAUCAGCAGCUUUUAUGUUUUACAUAUUCUUCAAAUACAAAGAAAAUUACCGCUUCACUAGAUUCCUGCACGUCUUUUUGAGCACAUUAGCGGUAAGUACAACUGUUUCUUCGUUCAGAUUGCGCCCAGUCUAUUUUGAGACAUUUUUAGUACGUUCCUUUGAUGGCCGAAUCUUUACUGAUUUUCUCCGAAUACAACGUUUGGACAUUGCAAUUGAGCCGCAACAUAAAAUCCUGGAUACACGGAGUGUUUUUAGGAUGCAGCGUGGUAAUUGCUACAGUCGGGAUUAGCAUUAAAAUCAAUACGAAAUUGGGUUUCGGGGAUCCGAAUUUCGUCAGCGAUCAUGCUAUUUUAGGUGGGUGUCUCGGAAUUUUCGUAUUUACUUCAUUAAUUUUCUAUUUUCUAGGUCUAGUAUCGUGGCUACUUUGUAUGAUAUCUGUAUUCGGGGGAUUGCUGGCGUUGUAUUCUCCAAAAUUUAAACUAUUAGUUAGGCCUGUUGUAGUGAAAUUGAUCCAUACGCUGUUGGGUUUGGUCGCUUUUGUACUGGGAAUGGCUAGUUUAAUCCUGGGCCUGGACCUGCCGGCUUUUAACAGUUUUACCACGCCGAACGAGAAGAGAGGAAUGAUCGUUUUGCUGUCGCUGGUGACGAUUUUCUGCGCCACUAGGGUCGUUCGAUCGGCUUUUAAUCAAUUCAAAGCAGUGCUGACAUGACUAGAAGAUUAAAUAAUUAUAUACAAAAAUAAUUUAAAAUAAUAAGACUGCUCGUUUGAUUUAUUUAUAUAAUUACAACGUUCUUGUGUAAUACAUCUGUUUUAUACGGCAUUUUCAUAAAAUCGAAUUGUAUUUUAAACUUAAAGAAUUUUUGUAUUGAUUUACCGAAAUUU